Copidosoma floridanum is the source of this 888-nucleotide messenger RNA. RefSeq names its product speckle-type POZ protein-like. NCBI's taxonomy places the organism in Eukaryota, Metazoa, Arthropoda, Insecta, Hymenoptera, Encyrtidae. Gene Ontology annotation, molecular function: protein binding. The record is from RefSeq and is a predicted model, not a curated record.
AUGUACUUGGGGAGUCUCAUUGACCGAACAAAAAUACCAACCAACAAUAUUUUGUAUAAAACUUCAUUUGAGAAGAUAUGGUAUCAACAUGGCAGAAAAAAAUUUGUGUGUCAUAUUAAUUACAUUGUAAAUGAUAAAAAAUAUCAGCCGUACUCUGUGCCGUACGAAAAUUAUAUUAAAAACCCCGAGGACACCAAAAAAUCCUAUCUAGUAAGUUCGUUGAAUCUUGAUGCAAUCACAAAAGAAAAUCCAUCGAUUGAAGAUUUAUCCGUGAUUGUAACUUUAGGCAUAAUAAUACAUACUCAUGAAAAAUCAUGUACCUUAACGCCUUUAAAAUGCAAACCACAAUUAACAUUAUUAAAUGAUAUUGAACGAGUUUUCAAUCAAAAAGAGUUAACAGAUGUUACUCUGGUAGUUAACGGUAAAGAUUUGUAUGCCCAUAAAGUUAUAUUAGCUGCAAGGAGCCCAGUUUUUUUGGCAAUGUUUAAAAAUAAUUCAAUUGAAAAAUUGCAAAAUAGAGUAGAAAUCACUGAUUCUAAUGUUGAUGUAAUUGAUGAAAUGUUGUACUUUAUGUACACUGGAAAAACUCAUGAGGAUGAAACUUUAGUAAGGGGUCUGCUGAUUGCAGCAGAUAAGUAUGAUAUACCAGAAUUGAAAGAUAUUUGUGUUCAGUGUUUAUUUGAUAACAUCAACGUCACAAAUGCGUUGGAAAUUUUAAUUCUUGCUGAUCGACACAGUUGUCCAGAAUUGAAAAAAAAAACUUGUGAGUUCAUAGUUAUGUACAAAGAUAAUAUAAUUAAUUCAGCAGAAUAUACAGAACUGAAAAAUUCACAUCCCAAUUUAAUGAUUGAUUUAUUUUAUAACAUUACUGCUACUGAAAAGCCUUAG